CUUUUCCUCAUCUACUACACCAAACUCUCGUCCACUACCUUACUGACUCCCCAGUCAGACACUCUUCUACAGACAGCCUUUGGUCUUCGCAAAGGCACUCCGCGCACCACGGCCCCGUUGGCCAGUCACUGCUUUAUUCUUCAAAUUGCCUCUGCUCGCCCACACCCCGAUAUUAUCAACACCCAACCUCCCCCGCCUGUUGCCAGCUUCCAUCGACCUCAAGCGUCUUCUUUUCGACCUUGAUCAACCCGAACCCCUCGUCUCCUCCCAACCUAAGCUGCCGAAUAGCCGCUCUUUGUGGUUCUUCCUCCUUGAGGAAGAAUCGAGGGGCCCUCGCCACACCAGUCUCGGAUUUGAAAGCUUCCGUCCGCCAUAACAUUGCUCUUGAGAAGCCGAUAAUUCAAUUCCUAUAUCCCUGGGCCUUGUCUCCUGGGAAUGGCACCUUCUGCUUUCACGAUUGCUGAAGAAUAUACGUCGUGUCUGAAAACAGUCUCAUCUGUAGACGCCAACUUUGUUCAUGCCGACAAUCAUGGCGGUCAUGUUGCAAGCAAUCUGAUUGGAGAUGCUUUGAAAGCUCGAGUAGAAUCUGUUAAUCAGGAUACGUGUGGCGCAGGGGAAGAGGAUGCGUUCUUCGUCGCUGACCUCGGCGAGGUCUACCGUCAGCACAUCCGAUGGAAGAAGAACUUGCCAAGAGUCAAGCCGCAUUAUGCUGUAAAGUGUAACCCGGAUCCGCAAGUCCUUCGCCUCUUAGCCGAGCUCGGCACUGGCUUUGAUUGUGCUUCCAAGGCGGAGAUUGAACAGGUCCUGAAGAUGGGCAUCGAUCCUUCCCGCAUCAUCUACGCGCAACCUUGCAAGACGAAGUCUUACGUUCGGUAUGCCGCCCAGCAUGGAGUCAAGCAGAUGACGUUUGACAAUGCCGAUGAGUUGUACAAGACCAAGCAGCUCUUCCCUGAAGCAGAGCUGUUUCUUCGGAUCCUGACAGACGACUCUGCCAGCUUGUGUCGUCUGAGCCAGAAAUUCGGUGCUUCCCUUGACAGCACUGCAGACCUACUCGAGUUGGCUAAGAAAUUGGAGCUCAACGUUGUUGGUGUCGCCUUCCACGUGGGAUCCGGUGCCUCUGACCCCAAGGCAUUCCUCAAGGCUGUUCAAGAUGCCAGAUUCGUGUUCGGUCAGGCUGCCUCGAUCGGCAUCGAGAUGCACACCUUGGACGUUGGUGGAGGUUUCUGCGGAGACACUUUCGAACCCAUGGCCGAGGUGCUUUCCGAAGCUUUGGAUGUGUAUUUCCCACCGCACAUCCGUGUCAUUGGCGAGCCUGGUCGAUACUACGUUUCUACAGCCUUCACCAUUGCAUGCCAUGUCAUUGCACGCCGUACUGUUGCGGAUGCGACCUUAGGAACGACAUCGUACAUGCUGUACCUCAAUGAUGGAGUCUACGGAAACUUUUCCAGUAUCAUCUUUGAUCACCAGAACCCGGUGCCACUUGUCCUUAACUGCGGCAAUCGAUUCUUGUAUGACACUCGGCGCUCUGGCUAUGAUACUCCUACCGUCACCGAGUACUCCAUCUGGGGCCCGACUUGUGAUGGCAUAGACGUCAUUUCUCAAUCCUGCACCUUCCCCGAAACUAUAGAUGUAGGGGAUUGGCUCUACUUUGAGGACAUGGGAGCAUAUACUAAAUGCUCCGCUACGCGCUUCAAUGGCUUCACUGACAGCCACGACAUUGUCUACGUCUCUAGUGAACCUGGUGCGACUGCAUUGUUGGGACUCUGAACAUAAUUUAAAAAUAGACUAUAGACGGCGGUGGCUUGCCCUGAUAGAUUUGGUCGCUUUUCCUUAGAUAUAUUUCUAUGCUGUAUAAAAAUAACUACACUCGUUUAGC
Molecule: messenger RNA, 1876 nt
Organism: Mytilinidion resinicola
Lineage: Eukaryota; Fungi; Ascomycota; Dothideomycetes; Mytilinidiales; Mytilinidiaceae
Product: ornithine decarboxylase
Exons: 3
Coding region: 436-1767 (443 amino acids)
Cellular component (GO): cytoplasm
Molecular function (GO): ornithine decarboxylase activity
Source: RefSeq, a predicted model, not a curated record